Laccaria bicolor S238N-H82 is the source of this 1059-nucleotide messenger RNA. RefSeq lists its product as uncharacterized. NCBI's taxonomy places the organism in Eukaryota, Fungi, Basidiomycota, Agaricomycetes, Agaricales, Hydnangiaceae. The record is from RefSeq and is a predicted model, not a curated record. The transcript has 8 exons. The coding region runs from base 1 to 1059 and encodes 352 amino acids.
AUGUUCAACCAUGAGAAAGAACUGGACAGUCAGACUGUUGGAGCCUUCAUUGUGACAGUCACAAUUCAGGGUCCAGGCAUAAGAAAUAUAUUUGGUGUCCAUCUCAGUGAAGAAAUAUAUUUUGGGUCCCGUAGUAUUCAUGGAGUUUGCAAGACUAAUAAUCUCAAAGUAGGAGAAAUAUACACCAUCAAUGGAUAUAGGGAAGUGGGGGAUUACCAAAUGGAUGUCGAGCUAUCGAAUGGCUUAGCCAUCCAAAUCGACACGAUUCCCAGCUUGAGCUCUGACAGCAAUUGGGGAAAAGAUUUUCCCUACACCCCAGAAGAAUCCAAGAAACUAAAAGAGCAAGUUUUCAGCUGCAAACGACCCCAUAAAUCCAGACAAGAUUCCCUUGAUCGUCUCACUCUCCUGCACACCCAGUCCGAAAAGAUCGCCUCAAGUCGUCACCAGGCACCAACCACUCGACACCGAUUCAUUUUUUCCACCUGGCCUCGCGACCCAAAGGGAAAGCCACUUUUGUCUGAAAACAGCAUGCUAGGGAAGAUGGUAGCCAAUGAGGUACAGCACUGGGGUGCGACGCUGUUUGAUUUCUACCAUGUCCGACGUAUGCACAAUUUUGCGAGCAGAGAGGAUUACACAAAGGAGGAGUUGCAGCUUGUGGAGGAGGAGGAAGAUCUGAAAGAGAGCUUCCCUUGUGAUAUCGCGAAGCUUGUUGAGGAUGAGCCGUUCGACACGACCUUCAAUUCUUUGCCGAUUCUUCAACAACGUCUUCCACUACACCUUCUGCCAAUGACUCUCUAUGUUCAUGACCAGUUCCGUUUGCUUCAAGUUCGAGAUGGCCACUUCAAGGAACACCAUCCUCAACCAUGGUCUUCAAAACCCGACAUAGUCCACGCCUAUAGCCAUAACGCCUCUCCUGCUGGCAGAGAGAAGAUGGAAAAGGAACAAGAGAAACUGAUCUCAGACCAUGAGGUCGAGGAAGCUCUUCGGAAGGGUGCUAAGCCUGAAGAACAUUCUUCAGCAUUAGCACUCUAUGGACAGCCUCAUCCCUGGAUCAACUGA